CACAGCAGUCGGGUGUUCAGUGUGUAGCAGUUUGAGUUCUGGCGAGGAAAUCCAUUUUCUCCACUUGUUAUUUCUCGCAUUGCAACGAUGUACACGCUGUUCGUGGUGGCGGUGGCCUGUAUUGCGGCCGUCGCCGGUCAAGCGGAUCCGCUGUGCCCGCCGGUCAAUCAGCCGGUCAAUCUGAAUAAUGAGGACCACAGUCAGCAGACGGUCUGCCAUGAUUACGGCCGCAUCCGGACGGAUUUCAAACUGACUUGCGACUGGGAGAAUUAUGAUUUUAAACUGGAGCUGGUGUCGACCGGCGCCCUGCUGGCGGCCGACAUGACGCCCCAGGAUCCCAGUGUCCACAUUAAUACCGGCCGCGGCUUCACCGGCAACGAGAAGAUCAUCGUGCCACUGACGGCGGAUGAGAAGAGCAGCUGUCCCAAUCCCAACGUCAUCGGCAGUCGCAGCCAGCAGAUCCCCUUCGUCCAGCGCACACCGCAGCUCAGCGCCAGCUCCCGGCUGGAAUUCGUCAACGGUAACCUGUACUAUAAGACCUCCGUGGAGGUCGUGGAGACGUACGAUACGCAGAGCUGUCAGGCUCGCGAGAAAUACCGUACCCGCGUUAAUCUGGAGUGCUGUCUGCUGCGCGAGACCCACCCCGAGGAAAUCAUCCCUCCCAUCCACGAUUACUGCAACCUGACCUACUGCCAGGAUCCCGGUGAAUGGACGUGCGAGUGCGUGUUCGACCAGCUCAGCGGCGCCUGGGUCCUCUCCUGCCUGCCCAAGAGCGGCUACCUAUGGAGCCAGCUGCUCAGUGCCGGUCUGUCUUUCCAGGCCUCGCAUCUCCAGGCCUUCCCGCUCUCCGCCCAGGCCCAAGCCGGCGUGACACCCUCACCGCAGUUGACCUUUAUCCGUGACGCCGUGCCCAUUAGUGUAUCACCGGAACUGGAAUUCGGUCAGCUGAACACGGGGGCCCGCAAUCCGCCGGAGCCCUGGCGACGGGCCUACACCGUCAAUCCCUUCGCCUUCCACAGUGACCACGAGACGGGGGUGGUGAUGUUCCGCGCCCUGCUGCAGUUCUGCCGGGAGACCUCCGUGGAUCCCCGCUUCCCCAGCUGCGCACCGCCCCGCUAUAAGACCGUCAAGGGUUAACGCAGCGAUCUGUUCCAUAUAGCCUCUGAUUGUUGAGCACUGUAUAACUUUAUCGCACACUCUGUAUGACAUGGAUAAUAUGCAGUCAUGAAUGUAAUGGUCAAUGCGCCAAGUGCACUUGUGAACACACAAUUGUCACGAAUGAUCCGUUGAUAAGACAAUAAAUUUGCGGCAAAAUAUGCCGGAAUGGA
Molecule: messenger RNA, 1328 nt
Organism: Paramacrobiotus metropolitanus
Lineage: Eukaryota; Metazoa; Tardigrada; Eutardigrada; Parachela; Macrobiotidae
Exons: 4
Coding region: 88-1137 (349 amino acids)
Source: RefSeq, a predicted model, not a curated record